AUGCUCGAUUAUGGGAAACGUAUCAUAAAUCUAGGAGAUACUCUUACUGAAUUAUUUUCUGAGGCUCUUGGGCUAAGCAAGAACCACCUCAAAAGCAUUGAAUAUAACCAAUGUUUGACCAUUAAUGGUAACUAUUAUCCAGCAUGCCCUGAACCUGAACUAACCUUAGGUACGAAGAAGCAUGUAGACCCAAUAUUCUUCACUAUUCUUCUUCAAGAUCAUAUUGGUGGACUGCAAAUUCUUCACCAAAACCACUGGGUUAAUGUGAAGCCUAUCCCUGGUUCUUUAAUAGUAAAUAUUGGUGAUUUCCUACAGCUUAUCAGUAAUGACAAAUUUAAGAGCGUGGAGCAUCGCGUUCUUGCUAACCGCAUUGAAACAAGAGCAUCAGCUCCAUGUUUUUUCAAACCAAAUAACACAAGGUUGUAUGGCCCUAUAAAAGAGUUACUCUCUGAAGAAAAUCCACGUGUACACAGAGAUACUACAUUUAAAGAGUACACUGACCAUUUCCUUUCUAAAGGGCUUGGUGGUGAAUCUGCUCUAAACCAUUUCAAGGUGUGA
Molecule: messenger RNA, 558 nt
Organism: Papaver somniferum (opium poppy)
Lineage: Eukaryota; Viridiplantae; Streptophyta; Magnoliopsida; Ranunculales; Papaveraceae
Product: 1-aminocyclopropane-1-carboxylate oxidase homolog 1-like
Exons: 2
Coding region: 1-558 (185 amino acids)
Source: RefSeq, a predicted model, not a curated record